This is a messenger RNA of Polyodon spathula (Mississippi paddlefish), 1060 nucleotides long. Its product is annotated as GATA zinc finger domain-containing protein 14-like. The record is from RefSeq and is a predicted model, not a curated record. The transcript has 2 exons. Bases 1 to 951 code for a protein of 316 amino acids. NCBI's taxonomy places the organism in Eukaryota, Metazoa, Chordata, Actinopteri, Acipenseriformes, Polyodontidae.
AUGUGGUGUCGUGUGUUGGUGACCAAACAACAGCCCCCACAACACUACCUCAACAGCAACGACACACAUGGGUUUAGGGGUCACAACAGCACCCGCACAACCACCAACAGCAGCCCCGACAACAGCACCCGCCACUACAACCACUACAACAGCAGCCCCCACAACAGCAACUCCCACUCAGCAGCCCCCACAACAGCACCUCCCACACACAACAGCAGCACGCCACAUCACCCUCCACUACACCACAACAGCAGCCACUACAACAACAGAAUCCCACACUACAACCACAACAGCAGCCCUGACAAGAGAUUCCCCCACUACAACCACAACCCGCACAACAGCACCCCCCAGUAUAACCACCACAACAGUAACCACUAUAACAGCACCACACACUAUAACCACAACAGCAGCCCCCACAACAGCACCCCCAACUACAACCGCAACAACAGCAGCCCCCACAACAGCACCCCCAACUACAACCAUAACAACACAAGCCCCAACAACAGCACCCCAAACUACAACCACAGCAACAGCCCCCACAAUCAGACCUACAGUCCCCAUAACAGCUCCAACUACAAUCACAACAACCGAAGCCCCUACUGCAUCCAUGACAAAGGCAGCCCCCUCUACAACCUUAUCCAUAGCCCCUACUACAACCACCACAACAACAACAGCCACUUAUCCAACCACAACACAUGUACCCACCACUAUACGUACAACUACCACUACAAAUGCAGUGCCUGCAACGGCCGUACCAACUGCAGCACCAACACAAACCACAACAGCUGCAGCACUUACAACUGUCACAACUGCAGCUCCCACUACAACCACAACAGCAGUCCCAACUAUAUCCACAACAAAAGCAGCCCCCACUACAAACAUUACAACAGAAGCAAGUGCCAAGGUGACCACAACCACAACCACAACCACUAUAUCUGCCACCACAAAUAGUAGUACUUUAUACAUGCCCCUUGUCUUCAUGUUAACAAAUCGUGUUUUUGUGCCUGCAUUGGCCAACCAAAACUCAGCGGAAUAUAUUCAGUUUGCAAAUGACGUUAUC